Messenger RNA from Linum trigynum, 2928 nucleotides. NCBI's taxonomy places the organism in Eukaryota, Viridiplantae, Streptophyta, Magnoliopsida, Malpighiales, Linaceae. The record is from the annotation of a GenBank genome assembly.
AUGGGCUCCCAAGGCGGGAUCGGCCAGUCGAAGGAGUUCCUCGAUCUGGUCAAGUCAAUCGGUGAAGCCCGAUCCAAGGCGGAGGAGGACCGUAUAGUCCUCGGCGAGAUCGAAACCCUCAAGCGGCGACUCGUGGAGCCUGGAAUCCCCAAGCGCAAGAUGAAGGAAUACAUUAUCCGGUUGGUCUACAUUGAGAUGCUCGGCCACGACGCUUCUUUUGGGUACAUCCACGCCGUGAAGAUGACUCAUGACGAUAGUUUGUUCCUCAAGCGAACCGGGUACCUGGCGGUCACUCUCUUUCUCAAUGAAGAUCACGAUUUGAUCAUCCUGAUCGUCAAUACCAUUCAGAAGGAUUUGAAAUCUGAUAACUUUCUGAUCGUGUGCGCUGCAUUGAAUGCGGUCUGUAAGUUGAUCAACGAGGAAACCAUCCCUGCAGUUUUGCCGCAGGUGGUGGAGCUGUUGGGCCAUCAGAAGGAGGCUGUGAGAAAGAAGGCUAUCAUGGCUCUCCAUCGCUUCCACCAGAAGUCUCCUUCGUCUGUUUCCCAUCUCGUCUCCAACUUCCGCAAGAGGCUAUGUGAUAAUGAUCCUGGUGUCAUGGGUGCGACACUUUGCCCGCUUCUGGAUCUUGUAAAUAGAGAUGUUAGCUCGUUCAAGGAUUUGGUGGUCAGCUUUGUCAGCAUACUUAAACAAGUAGCUGAACACAGAUUGCCGAAGACCUACGAUUAUCAUCAGCUCCCAGCUCCGUUCAUACAGAUAAGGUUGCUAAAAAUUCUGGGAUUGCUUGGAAGUGGUGACAAGCAAGCAAGUGAGCAAAUGUACAUGGUUGUUGGUGACAUAUUCAGGAAGUGCGAUUCUUCAAGCAACAUAGGAAAUGCUGUCCUUUAUCAAUGUGUUUGCUGUGUAUCUUCAAUACAUCCUAAUCCUAAGUUGCUUGAAUCCGCUGCUGACGUAAUAGCAAGAUUCUUAAAGAGUGACAGCCAUAAUCUGAAGUAUUUGGGUAUAGAUGCACUUGGGCGAUUGAUAAAAUUGAGUCCAGAGAUAGCAGAACAACACCAGCUUGCUGUGAUAGAUUGCUUAGAGGACCCAGAUGAUACCCUAAAGCGGAAAACCUUUGAGCUGCUGCACAAGAUGACAAAGUCCUCCAAUGUGGAAGUCAUUGUUGACCGCAUGAUUGAUUACAUGAUCAGCAUAAAUGACAAUCAUUACAAAACUGACAUAGUAUCUCGAUGUGUUGAACUCGCAGAGCAAUUUGCACCUAGCAAUCAGUGGUUUAUUCAGACCAUGAACAGAGUCUUUGAACAUGCUGGAGAUCUGGUGAACAUUAAGGUUGCCCACAACUUGAUGCACUUAAUUGCAGAAGGAUUUGGGGAAGAUGAUGAUACUGAAUAUACUCACCUGAGAUCAUCCGCUGUGGACUCGUAUUUGCGAAUUAUAGGAGCACCAAAGCUGCCAUCUGUUUUUCUUCAAGUUAUUUGCUGGGUAUUGGGCGAAUAUGGAACAGCCGAUGGAAAGUAUUCUGCAUCAUAUAUUACUGGGAAGUUGUGUGAUGUGGCUGAGGCGUACUCAAACGAUGAAACUGUCAAGGCUUAUGCAGUGACGGCACUUAUGAAGAUAUAUGCUUGUGAGAUGGCUGCUGGGAGAACAGUUGACAUACUACCUGAGUGCCAAACCCUCAUCGAAGAAUUGUCAGCUUCCCACUCAACUGACUUGCAACAGCGUGCAUAUGAACUUCAAGCUGUCAUUGCCUUGGAUGCUCAAACUGUCGAAAACAUCUUGCCAUCAGAUGCAAGUUCUAAAGAGAUUGAGAUUGAUAAGAACCUUCCUUUCCUAAAUGAUCAUGUUGAACGUGCAAUAGAAAAAGGAGCUCAACCGUACAUCCCAGAAAGUGAACGGUCUGGGUUUUCAAGUGCCAGUUACUUGAACAGCCAAGACCUGCAUGAAGUUCCUCCUUCACAUGGCCUUAGGUUUGAGGCCUAUGAGCUUCCAAAGCAGCCCUCUGUGCCCCUUACAACUCCUCCUGUAUCUAUUGGAUCAUCCAAUGAACUCAUUCCAGUUCCUGAACCGACCUACAACAGGGGGACUCAAGCAGCCGUGUCUCUUCCAUCUUCAUCCAAUGCAGGACCUGCAGAGGUCAAGUUACGACUUGAUGGGGUUCAAAAGAGGUGGGGUCGGCCAACUUACUCCUCUUCUUCAGCCUCCACAAGUGCUGCUGCUUCACAAGAUACCAUCAAUGGGGUGACUCCACCGGAUGGAGCUACAACAGUUACUCCUGCUAUUUCUAAAGGACGCGAAACUACUUAUGAACCAACAAGGAAGACACAGCAAGCAGUAGAAAUAUCUCCAGAAAAGCAGAAGCUUGCAGCAUCACUGUUUGGAGGUUCAUCGAAACAAGAAAGGAAGUCGUCUUUAGGCGGCGGCCACAAGACUGCAGCCAAGCCAACUGGUGGCCAUGCAGCUGAGGCGCCGGCUAAGAAGAUGGCUGCUCCUGUUCAGCAGCCACCACCUCCAGAUUUGCUCGACUUGGGCGAAAUGACUGUAGCAACCACGGGUCCAUUGAUUGACCCAUUUAAGCAGUUGGAAGGGCUGCUCGACUCGGUUGAGCUAGCUUCAUCUACCAAAAAUCACGUUGAUGUCAGUGCCGCGAAAGGACCAGAUGCUAUGGCCUUUUACGGGGACUCUGCUACUACUGUCGAGCAAGGGGGGCAUCAUUUCUCGAGCAUUGACGAUGUCGAUAAUCUUGUGUCUGGUUUGUCAUCUGCAACAACAGACGCGUCCUCAGGAGGAGGGAUUCCAACUUCACAACUGACCACCCAAAACAGUAAAGGUCCAAACCUAAAAGACGCCUUGCAGAAGGAUGCAUUGGUAAGGCAGAUGGGUGUGAACCCAUCUAGCCAAAAUCCCAACUUGUUUAAGGAUUUGCUUGGCUGA